UGGGAUACCGACCACGCGCUUUGCGAUAUGUGAUAGUGGCUCUUUCGGAGAGAUCUGCUCCGGAAUUUGGGGGACGUGGGGUGGGACUAUAUAAAGGAGAGGAUUCUUUUUUUUGUUGGAGGGGUUCUCAUCUUGUUCUUGGGUUUUUGUAGGAAGAGUUGAUACUGGAAUAUUAUAACUUCGUUGAGACGUUGGUGAUAAAUCCGCCAAGUGCUGCUUAGAUAUCGACACGAUGGCUCCAACUUUGGUUCCUAGAGCUUUGGAGGGCAAGCUCGCUCUUAUUACUGGAGCUUCUAGAGGCAUUGGCGCCGCCAUCGCCGAGAACCUCGCCUCCAAAGGCGCAACUCUAAUCCUCAACUACACGUCGCCCUCCUCCAAAGCCCCCACCGAGGAGCUCUCCGCCAAACUCCUCAAAGACCACUCCGUCUCCAGCUACAUAAUCCAAGCCGACAUGGGCACCCUCACCGGCCCCUCGCAACUCAUCGCCUCCGCCAAAUCCGCCCGCGAAGCCGACGGCCGCACCUUCAUUCUCGACAUCAUCAUCAACAACGCCGGCGUGGCAGUAAACGACUUCCUCCCCGCCAUCCAAAUCGCCGAUUUCGACAGCGGAUACCACGUCAACGUGCGCGGGCCCCUCCUGCUCAUGCAAGCCGCGCAACCGCACCUCCCCACCGACCGCUCCGGGCGCAUCGUCAACAUCUCCAGCAUCUCCGCCCAGGCCGGGUUCGUAGGCCAAUCCAUCUACGGCGGCACGAAAGCAGCCUUAGACGCCAUGACGAGGACGUGGGCUAGGGAGUUGAGCGAGAAUGCGACUGUGAAUUCGAUUAAUCCGGGCCCUGUGGCUACCAGCAUGUGGUUUGGGAACUCGGAGGAGUUUAUGGAGGGGAUUAGACCGUUUAUUCAGGGGGCGCCGUUGGAGAAGAUUAGACCCGAGCUGGAUGAUAAGGAGCUUGUGGAGGGGGCGGAGAAGGCGGGGGGGAGGCCGGCGUAUACGUGGGAGAUUGCGGGGGUGGUGGGGAUGCUUUGUACGAAGGAUGCGGGGUGGGUUACGGGGCAGGUUGUGUCGGCGAAUGGGGGUAUGAGGUUUGGUACUGGUUGA
Messenger RNA from Pseudogymnoascus verrucosus, 1099 nucleotides. RefSeq lists its product as uncharacterized. Lineage: Eukaryota; Fungi; Ascomycota; Leotiomycetes; Thelebolales; Thelebolaceae. The record is from RefSeq and is a predicted model, not a curated record. The coding region runs from base 233 to 1099 and encodes 288 amino acids. Gene Ontology annotation, molecular function: oxidoreductase activity, acting on the CH-OH group of donors, NAD or NADP as acceptor. The transcript has 2 exons.